GAAUCUGCAGGCAAAAUAAGAAACCCAAAAGAAUAAUUUGUGAGCUUGAAGAGUGCCUUCGCUUCUUAUUCGCGGCCAUCGACACUCUCUAGUCUCUUAUCAUUUUGGUCCUCGGCCCCACCCUCAGCUUGUGCUGGCGCCGCCGUGAUCAAAUGUCCCGCGCGUUCGACUUGACUCUACGAUGGGCCUCGAAAAAAGCAGUGGCUUUCCUGUGUCUCUUAUAGAACGGUGCCAGCGGACGGUUUGGAUUUGUCAUCCGUGGCCCUGAUUUAUUGCGGCAACCAUUUUCAUGUUUGAUGUGCCGAACUGUUGCGGAUCCUGAUGGAAAGACGGUGCAGGAGCAACCGAAAACCAUCGCUAAAACAGGAUGAGGCUCUUAUUUCGCCGGAUCAAAGUGUUCCGUCAAGAGCCAUGCCCAAUCGCCCGUUUUGAUUGGCGUUUUGAUAUGGCAUCAGCGAUGACGCAAAUGAAGAAAGGAUCGAUCCUGAAAAAAUUGAAAAUUUCGCCGACGUCAAACUGUUGGUGAUCCUGGCCGCCCGGUGUUUGCAUCGAGAUUCGCACGAAACCGACGAGACUAAAAGUGACGGAAUUGUCCAAUAGAUGAGAAUUAAUGCCGUGCUGUGUACGCGAUGGAACGAGUUUUGCUCUACAAUUUCAUUUACAACGGACGAUUUAUUAGGUGCGUUUGCUUUAGCGGAAGAGAGCUGCUCAAGUUAACUGAUAAGUAUAACGUAUACAGACUAACGACCUUGACUGAAACCUAAUCUGUCGAGUCGCCUGAGGCAAGAAAAUUGACGCCACUACAGAUGCUAAGCAUUGCCAAUAUUUUUAAGACACCGGAAUCACAGCAUCAGUUUCAUCGUCCCAAAUGAGCGCUAAUCAUCGCAAUUUUGGCUUGGAAGUGUGGAGAGCGGUGAGAGUGAUGUGAAGAGUGAUCGCAGCGGGGAGGGACUUAAGUCCGUGAGUCCCGACAAUUUUUUUCUCCUUCCAGCAUUGGGUUGAAUCAAUUGCGUUUGUGGCAAAUUGCCGACAGUUAUAAGAAUUGUCUGGUUCCUUCAAUAAGUCGGAUUGAAACCUGAACUCUUUAUUAUGGAUUCCCCUGGAGUCAACUGCGUCGAUCGCCAUAAGGAAAAGGAUCCCAGUCGAGUCAUCUGGGAAAGAGAAUAAACCUGCUAGACAAGAGGAGCGGGUCACCACCUACGAAGUGGGAAAAAAGGUGACCGAGUGGCAAUUUAAAUGCCACCUUGUCCGCUCAUUGUCGCCUCAAUGCUCGCUUCUAUGUACCCGUGUCGGAGCCGUCCAUUCCGUAUAGUCUUUGCCGGAUGCAGUGCGGAAGCGAUGGCCAGUCGCAUCAAUGACCCUGAAUCUAAGGUAGUGAUUACUGCUGCAGUUGAAAAGUGUCCGACGGGAAUUCCUGAAAGGGAUUGUUCAUUCCCAAUCUGGCUAUCUUCUUUAUGCGUCGUUGACACAUUAUAUAGUUUAAAUAGGUAUUAGUGGUUUAGAUAGUAGUUUUUCGAUUGUAAAAAAGGAGACAUUUUUGGUUGCGUGGCGGACAUUGGAUGGAUCACGGCCCAUAGGCUAUAUCCUUAAGUCGCGUUCGUUUGGCCAACGGAGUCACGACUCUUUUGUUCCAGAGCACGCCAACAUAUCCCAAUCCAGGUCGAUAUUGGGAGGCUGUCCAGCGUCCAAAAAUUAAUCAAUCCUACCGCCAUUCGAUUGUUAUUGAAAUUCGGCGACCGACAUGAAAACAAAACAAAUAUCGAUAUAAAUUAUUGAUUCAAAUUGAUUUUCAAUUUGCGUUAUUGAUUUCAUUUUUAUUUUUUCGUUUCAUAUAACUCCCAAACUAAAACUUAUUUGAAAUCCUUCGGCCUUUGCACAGUAAGAUUCGCCUUUGAUUUUAAUUUCUAAUUUCCCGCUCUUGAUGCGCUCUGAACUUGAACGAAAGUUUUGCGUUGACAUGUAUAUAGAACUUUCAAAUAGAUUGGUCACAUUAGCUGAUAAUACUUGAACAUAAUAAAGUAAUACAGUUAUAUAUCCUUUUAGACUUUACCAGAAAUGAUUUCUAAAUGAGUGCCGUUUCGCUUCGGAUAAUUUUGAAAUUGCCAACGUACCGACCCCUUUAAAUAAUGCAUAAGACACAUUGUUCUUACGUACAGUAAAUUCUGUUUUACAUUUCCACUAUAGCAACAGGAUUAUAUCUAUAAUUAAUACUGAGUGGUUCUCGAAUUGUUUAAUUGUCCCACAACGGAACGAACAACUCAGCUCGUCGAAUGGAAUCUCGAAACAUUGAGCGGAUAAAACAGCUGGAUAAAAUAACGUCACCCAAUAUCCCGCAAUAAGUACUAUAUAAAUCUAUUGUUUCCACUGAGAAGCGGUUCAGUAUAGGACGCGAGAUACUACCUUGCCAAGAGUAUAUCCAGCAAUUGAACUCUGCAAUGUUUUCCAUCAAAAGACUGUUUGAAUAUCCGUCGCUUUGUUACGUAAUCUUUUUUGGCGUGUUAUUUUAUCUGAUUAUUCCGGUGAGUCUGGAAGAAGAGCAUCAAGCGCAUUCUAAUCACACUCUCUUCAAGCACAUUUUAAUAUCCUCUACAAGGAGACCGUUGCUAAAUAAUCCCGAACUUUCGAUCGUCAGCGCCGGAAUAAUGGAGAAAAUUGUCCUCGAUAUUUUGUCGAAUCACAUGCGCUUUACAUAUGAGAUUAUUCCUCCGUCGGACAUUUUGUCAUCCGGUUUCCUACAACGGAACGGUUCGUGGACCGGUACAACCGGGCAGCUCCAACGCCGGGAAGUUGAUAUGUGCGUAACUUGGGGUGCACCAUCGAUAGCCAAAGCUUCGGUUAUGGACGUGUCUUACCCAGUGGUCUAUGUUGAUUCUUCUAUAAUGAUUCCGUUUCCUAGGCAGAAAAGUAGAAUUUGGGUUCAAGAAACAACUUUCGAGGGCCUGUCGGGGAUAAUGAUCGGAGCGGCUUUUACUUUCAUGAUCGUUGCAACUUGGAUUACUCAUCGAAUUACUUAUUCAAGACUGGGACGCACCAGUCCCAGUGUAUUUCACUGGACAUUUAUCUUUGUCAGCAUAUGGGCAUCUCAAGGACUCACGCUGAGAAAUCAAUCGUCAUCAUUUCGUAUGACUUUCUUCGUUUCCGUCUUCGGAGUUUUCAUCAUCACGAAUUAUUUUACGGCGUCCUACACUUCGUUGCUAUCCAUUCCCAUUUUCAAACCGAUCGUCAACUCCAUCGAAGAUUUGGCAACCAGCGAUUCAGUCAAGACUCUUCUCAUCAAAGGAUCUAGCACAGAUGAGUACAUUAUGUCUUCAACCGAUCCGGCAUUAAAGAAGAUUGGCGACCAAAUGCGACGUUAUCCUGAGAGAAGAAUCCUCAACGCGUACACCGUUGAAGACAUUUCAACGGUCGUCAAAGAAGAUUCUGCUCUUAUAAUCGUGAAUAGAUUGGAUAAGUUUGAGCAGAAUAACGCCUUUAGUAAUUAAU
Messenger RNA from Daphnia pulicaria, 3483 nucleotides. Its product is annotated as glutamate receptor ionotropic, kainate glr-3-like. The record is from RefSeq and is a predicted model, not a curated record. The coding region runs from base 2436 to 3482 and encodes 348 amino acids. The transcript is spliced from 13 exons. NCBI's taxonomy places the organism in Eukaryota, Metazoa, Arthropoda, Branchiopoda, Diplostraca, Daphniidae.